This is a messenger RNA of Pseudomassariella vexata, 552 nucleotides long. RefSeq names its product ORMDL family-domain-containing protein. The transcript has 3 exons. Bases 1 to 552 code for a protein of 183 amino acids. Gene Ontology annotation, biological process: negative regulation of ceramide biosynthetic process; ceramide metabolic process; intracellular sphingolipid homeostasis. The record is from RefSeq and is a predicted model, not a curated record. NCBI's taxonomy places the organism in Eukaryota, Fungi, Ascomycota, Sordariomycetes, Amphisphaeriales, Pseudomassariaceae. Gene Ontology annotation, cellular component: endoplasmic reticulum membrane.
AUGGGGGAUGCCAAGUCGACGCGGAGGCGGAGGUCGAGUAGUAUUCUGCAGAUCUACCAGGAGCCUCAGGAGCCUAUAGAUCAAUUGAGCGACCAGUCAGCUCUGCCGAACCUGAAUGCGAAUUGGGUCAACUCAAAAGGUGCUUGGACCAUUCAUAUCGUCCUCAUCGCGGGCCUAAAGAUUCUCUACGACGUGCUCCCCGGCGUCUCCCAGGAGACAUCAUGGACUCUAACCAACAUCUCGUACAUGUUCGGCUCGUAUCUCAUGUUCCAUUAUGUUCGUGGAACACCAUUUGAGUUCAACAGCGGGGCCUACGACAACCUGAAUAUGUGGGAACAAAUCGACGAUGGAGCGCAAUACACGCCGGCCAAGAAGUUCCUCCUCAGCGUGCCCAUUAUGCUCUUUCUCCUGAGUACCCACUAUACACACUACGACCUGACAUAUUUCACCAUCAAUUUCCUGGCUACUCUGGCCGUGGUAAUACCGAAACUGCCAUUUAGUCAUCGCAUGAGAGUGGGUCUGUUCUCAGGUGUCCCCGAAGAUGCAAAUUGA